This is a messenger RNA of Dromiciops gliroides (monito del monte), 4458 nucleotides long. RefSeq names its product intraflagellar transport 80 (gene IFT80). NCBI's taxonomy places the organism in Eukaryota, Metazoa, Chordata, Mammalia, Microbiotheria, Microbiotheriidae. Gene Ontology annotation, biological process: cilium assembly. The coding region runs from base 254 to 2584 and encodes 776 amino acids. Gene Ontology annotation, molecular function: protein binding. The transcript has 20 exons. Gene Ontology annotation, cellular component: intraciliary transport particle B; centrosome; cilium. The record is from RefSeq and is a predicted model, not a curated record.
UCUCUUUUCUCAGGUGGUGACCUGGAACGUUCUAGAAGGAUUAAGCCCUCCAAAGACUUAAGAGAACAGAACCGUUAGGGUUCUCUAGACCUUGGCACUCACCUCGACGUAUUCCAGACCCUCCAGAUUGUCCAGGGUUGGCUGUGAGUGGAGAGAGAUUCCUGAGAUUUUUGAUGCUCUUCGAAUGUCUAUCUCUAAGUGAAUACAGCCAAGCAACUUUUACAUUUAUUUGGAAACUGGAAAUUUUGAGAAAAUGAGACUGAAGGUAUCACUUCUACGAGAACCAAAGCAUCAAGAACUAGUCAGUUGCGUAGGCUGGACCACUGCCGAAGAGCUGUAUUCCUGUAGUGAUGAUCACCAGAUAGUCAAAUGGAACUUGUUAACGAGUGAGACCAGCCAGAUCGUCAAGCUCCCUGAUGACAUUUACCCCAUCGAUCUGCAUUGGUUCCCCAAAAGCAUCGGUGUGAAGAAGCAGACCCAGGCUGAGAGCUUUGUCCUCACAAGUUCUGACGGUAAAUUUCACUUGAUCUCGAAGUUAGGAAGAGUAGAAAAGAGUGUGGAAGCUCAUUGUGGAGCUGUGCUAUCAGGGAGAUGGAACUAUGAAGGAACAGCCUUGAUAACAGUUGGUGAAGAUGGACAAGUAAAAAUUUGGUCUAAGACUGGGAUGUUAAGAUCUACUUUAGCUCAACAAGGCACACCAGUCUACUCGGUGGCAUGGGGCCCUGAUUCAGAAAAGGUCCUGUAUACAGCAGGGAAGCAGCUGAUUAUUAAACCUCUUCAGCCAAAUGCUAAAAUUUUACAGUGGAAAGCUCAUGAUGGAAUUAUUUUAAAAGUGGACUGGAACUCAGUUAAUGACCUUAUCCUGUCUGCUGGUGAAGACUGUAAAUAUAAGGUAUGGGAUAGUUAUGGUCGUCUGCUCUACAGCUCACAGCCUCACGAGCAUCCUAUUACCUCUGUUGCCUGGGCUCCGGAUGGAGAAUUAUUUGCUGUGGGAUCCUUUCAUACUUUACGCUUGUGUGAUAAAACAGGGUGGUCAUACGCUUUGGAGAAACCAAAUACCGGCAGCAUAUUCAAUAUUGCUUGGUCCAUCGAUGGCACUCAGAUUGCUGGCGCGUGUGGAAAUGGACAGGUCGUUUUUGCCCAUGUGGUGGAGCAGCGUUGGGAGUGGAAGAACGUUGAAGUGACCUUAACCAAGAGAAGGACCAUGCAAGUUCGGAAUGUUCUUAAUGAUGCAGUGGAUUUAUUGGAAUUCCGUGAUAGGGUCAUCAAAGCAUCUUUGAACUACGGACACUUGGUUGUUUCAACAUCUCUUCAGUGUUACGUGUUCUCUACAAAGAACUGGAAUACACCACUUAUAUUUGACCUGAAAGAAGGAACCGUUAGCUUAAUUCUACAGGCUGAAAGGCAAUUUCUUCUUGUAGAUGGAGGAGGCAUCUACUUAUAUUCUUACGAAGGACGAUUCAUUUCCUCUCCAAAAUUUCCGGGGAUGAGAACAGAUAUUCUGAAUGCCCAGACAGUAUCUUUAAGUAAUGAUACUAUAGCAAUAAAAGACAAAGCAGAUGAGAAAAUUAUCUUCUUAUUUGAGGCAUCAUCAGGAAAACCCCUAGGUGAUGGAAAAAUUCUUUCCCAUAAGAAUGAAAUCUUGGAAAUUGCUUUGGAUCAAAAAGGACUUACGAAUGAAAGAAAAAUUGCUUUUAUUGACAAAAAUAGAGAUCUUUAUAUUACUUCCGUUAAACGAUUUGGGAAGGAAGAACAAAUUAUUAAACUUGGUACAAUGGUACAUACUCUGGCAUGGUGUGACACAUCUAACAUACUUUGUGGACUUCAGGAUACUCGUUUCACAGUUUGGUAUUAUCCCAAUACAGUUUAUGUCGAUCGAGACAUUUUGCCCAAAACGUUGUUUGAAAGGGAUGCAAGUGAGUUCAGUAAAAAUCCCCACAUUGUGAGUUUUGUUGGGAAUCAGGUCACCAUAAGAAGAGCAGACGGCUCUCUGGUUCACGUGAGCAUGUCGCCGUACCCCGCGAUCCUUCACGAGUAUGUUAGCAGUUCAAAAUGGGAAGAUGCCUUAAGACUGUGCCGCUUUGUUAAGGAGCAGACAAUGUGGGCUUGCCUGGCAGCCAUGUCAGUGGCCAACAGAGACAUGGCGACUGCAGAAAUAGCCUAUGCCGCCAUCGGGGAAAUUGACAAGGUGCAGUACAUCAAUUCCAUCAAAGACCUUCCGUCCAAAGAGUCCAAGAUGGCCCACAUGCUGAUGUUCAGUGGCAACAUCCAGGAGGCUGAGAUGGUCCUCCUGCAGGCAGGCCUCAUUUAUCAGGCCAUCCAGAUCAACAUCAAUCUUUACAACUGGGAAAGGGCCCUUGAGUUGGCUGUAAAACACAAGACACACGUUGACACGGUUCUUGCGUACCGGCAAAAGUUUUUGGAGACAUUUGGCAAACAGGAAACUAAUAAACGAUAUUUGCAGUAUGCAGAAGGGCUUCAGGUAGACUGGGACAAAAUCAAAGCCAAGAUCGAGAUGGAGAUUACUAAAGAGAGAGAGAGGUCCUCCAGCCUCAUGGGCAAAAGCCAGACAGCCAAGCACUGAACGCCUCUGUCCCGGUCGCUGUCCAUGGUGGGGAGGCUGGCCAGCGGGAGGCUUCCUGUUUCCUGUGAGCUCAGCAGGUUAGCAGAGGCGUCCUCCCUGUCCUGUUAGCGGGGGACUGGUUGGGCAAUCGGUCUUCUCUCUACUGCCCUUCCUGACUGUCUCUGAGCUGUUCUCCAGGGUCUGAACUCUUUGAAAAGAACUAUCAUGAGCUUGCUCGUUCAACAAUCUUCCAAAUUGUCGUUAGAGUGAAAAUAAACGCAGAUGGAUUUGUGAAAGUGCCGGGUGGGUCAUUAGCAUUGCUGCUUAGGUUUUCCUCUAAAGUAAAGAGAGUGUCUAUCGUAGAAUUUUUCUCACACACAAAGUUCUUAUUGAAGUCAUCAAGAAGGGGUAUGACUGAGCUCUGAAGCUGCCUUGACUAAGUUCAUGUGUUCCAGGAUUCCCAAAUCUGGGACUUUGUGAGAUGGCCUACACCAUGGUUGCCCAAGAUUUGGGAUUCAGUAUAAUUUCCAUCAUUGUUUCCAUGCAAGAUGUUAGAAUGCUUUGGAAAGUGUCGGGAAUGACAAUGCUGCUAAUUUGGCACUAUUUGAAAGAAGCUGUCUUGCCUCUUUAAGUGGGAUUUUACAGUGAACUAUUUUUUAUUAACCUAUCAGUAGCAUUCUUCAAUUAUUAUGGUCUAUCAGUUGUUAAAAUUUAUAUAAAUAAGUCUUUACAUGCUUAUUUCCUAUGUUGACACCCAAUAGUUUUGUACCUUUUGUGAAUUUAAAUGUGAAGUAAUGAUUGCAAAUACUGUUAAACACAAAUAUUUCUUCCAAGUUUAUUAAAUAAAAGAUGAGUUUAUCCAAUAAAGUGUAUUUAUACUUAUCACUUGGUGCUUUCAUCAGAGGCCUACGCUACUCUAGCAAAGUAUCUGUAGGAUUCAUUUUCUGAAAGCUUGAUAAUGAAUGAUGUUGGGGCAGCUAGGUGGUGCAGUGGAUAGAGCACUGGCCCUGGAGUCAGGAGGACCUGAGUUCAAAUCCGGCCUCAGACACUUAACACUUACUAGCUGUGUGACCCUGGGCAAGUCCCUUAACCCCAAUUGCCUCACUAAAAUUAAAAAAAUAUAUUUUAAAAAUGGAGAUAAUGAAUGGUGUUAAAAUACCGAAUGUAGUAUCACAGAAGCCUUGUGCAGCUGACAUAGUUAAUCAGUGACAGCUGUUUCUGUAUCAAAAGAAAUGUGUCAACAGAUUAGAAGUCCGAGACAUUUCACAUAUUUCUAGUAUAACCCCCCCCCCCAAAGUGAGCUCCUUAAAAAGGGGGAUUGAGUUGUUGUGCUUACAUAUGAUGCAGAUUGAACUUCAUUGUCUCCCGAGUCACUUCUCUGCCACCUUGGGGUUCCUGCUCCCCUCUUGGCCCUGUUGCUGACUUGGUAGACUCCAGUCUGCCUCUGCAGCUGUCUCAUCCCCGAAUUUCCCUCAGCACCUGGGGCCUCACUGCAACCACCUCAUGAGCCCUUCUCACUCUGGGACAGCCCUUUGCAAGGCCCCAUCCCCUUUUCCCAUGGGGGGAGCCCUGGCCUGCCAGCCUUUAUUCAUUUCCCUUCCAGCUCUUCCAACUUGAAAACUGUGGGUUUCUCCAGCUCUUUAUCUCUGUCUCCAUCUCUUCUUCUCCUACAUCUUUUCAGCUCCCUCUUGUGCGUUGUCUUCCCCCACUAGAAUGUAAGCUCCUUGAAGGCAGGGGCUGUCGUUUUUAUUCUGUUUGUAUCUCAGGAAUUAUCAUAGUACCUGGCAUAUGGUAAACAUUAAUAAAGGCAGCCGGAGGGCGCCACAAUGCAUAGAGCUCAGAUACACUGGCUGUAACCCUUAGUAAGCCACUGCAUUUCUGGCUUUCUUGGUUUC